GCGGCGGCAGCGGGCAUGGCAGCGCGGCGGGCGUGAGCGAGCGGGCGGCGACACCGGCACCGGGCCCGGCACCGGCCCGCAGGCGGCGGUGUCCGACAUGGAUUUCCUCGUGUUCUGCCCCUUUCUGCUGGUGCUGGUGCUGCCCGGGGGCAGCCUGGCAGACCUGGAGAAGCAGAGGGUGGACUCCGGCUUGGAAAUCUAUAAGAAACUGUUUGAGGUGAAGCGCAAGGACCAGAUGAAUGCCCUGAAGAACCUGAUCGAGCUCAACGACGUGAACCAGCAGUACAAAAUCAUCGACAUCAUGCUCAAGGGACUCUUCAAAGUGCUGGAGGACUCGCGGGCAGUGCUCAUAGCUGCGGACGUGCCCCCGGACGGGCCUUUCCCUCAGGAUGAGAAGCUGAAGGACGCCUACUCCCACGUGGUGGAGAAUACGGCCUUCUUCGGGGACGUUGUCCUGCGCUUCCCCAAGAUCGUGCACCACUACUUCGACCGCAACUCCAACUGGAACAACCUCAUCCGCUGGGGCAUCGGCUUCUGCAACCUGACGGGCGUCUUCGAGCGGGGGCCCCACUCCCAGCUCCUGGGGCUGAUGGCUCAGGAGCUGGGCAUCAGCGAGAAGUCCCCCGAUUACCGCAAUCCCUUCAAAGCCGACCACUCCGAGUUCUUCCCCAGCGCUGACACCUUCCAGAAGGCGCUGCGCGAGGAGGAGAAGCGGAGGAAGAAGGAGGAGAAGCGCAAGGAGAUCCGCAAGGGCCCGCGCAUCUCGCGCUCGCAGUCGGAGCUGUAAGCACCAGGCUGCACCUCCACAGGGCCGGCUUCGGGGCGGGAGCCUGGAUCCUGUGCCCACAGGGCUGCUCCCACCCGUGGGGCCGUGCCGCCUCUGCCCGCGGGUGGGCCGGGGAGCCCGCAGUGCUGCUGCUUGUGAGUCUUGGGGUGGUUAUUUUGUGUUUUGUUUGCCCCGGUUAUACCUGGCCUCUGCCCGGUCGCUACCUCUGCCCGACCCCGUGUCCGGGGGGCUGUUUUCCCACACGGCCGGCGUUCCAGCUGCGGCCCCACGCUUGGAAGGCCGGCUCCCAGCCCGGUUGGUGGUGCCUGGCGGGGACAUCGGCGCGCGCGGCUCCCCACCGAGACUCCCUCCGGGACCCAAAGCGGCAGCGGGACCACCGCCGGGAUGGUGCCGGGGCGGGGGCCGUGCCGCGCUGCCUUCAGGGAAGGGGAAACGUCCCGCAGCUCUCCGUGCGGGGGGCGGCGGGGACGCGCGCUGGAGCGGGGCGUGCCUCGUGUCUCCCGAAUAAACCCCAAUUAUUGUUAUUGA
Molecule: messenger RNA, 1315 nt
Organism: Oxyura jamaicensis (ruddy duck)
Lineage: Eukaryota; Metazoa; Chordata; Aves; Anseriformes; Anatidae
Product: coiled-coil domain-containing protein 134-like
Exons: 7
Coding region: 98-787 (229 amino acids)
Source: RefSeq, a predicted model, not a curated record